Cheilinus undulatus (humphead wrasse) is the source of this 4214-nucleotide messenger RNA. RefSeq names its product deoxyribonuclease II, lysosomal (gene dnase2). Gene Ontology annotation, biological process: apoptotic DNA fragmentation. Gene Ontology annotation, molecular function: deoxyribonuclease II activity. The record is from RefSeq and is a predicted model, not a curated record. The transcript is spliced from 7 exons. Lineage: Eukaryota; Metazoa; Chordata; Actinopteri; Labriformes; Labridae. Bases 145 to 1263 code for a protein of 372 amino acids.
ACACAGUGCUUGUCCCUGACCCAGACAAGGAUGUAUGAAGAUGAAACUUCUCAGGAAUGGGAACUCCAGUUGAUUCUCAUGCCGACAGCACGACCAUAAACAUUGGGGUUAUACAUAAAUGAAGAGAUAGACGCUCAGCUAGAGAUGAUCCUGUUCCUGUUCCUGCUUAUCUCCUGUGGGCCACUAGGUGGCGACACAUCACCAAUCAGCUGCUACAACGACCAGGGAGAUCCAGUUGGCUGGUUCUAUUUGUACAAGCUGCCAAAGGAACAUGGCAGAAGAUCUCCCCAAGAGGGCGAGCUGUACUUACUGCUGGAGAAAGGGAGUCAAGGAUGGACUAAGGGGAAGGGAACAGUGAAUGACACCACAGGAGCUCUUGGCAGGACAGUCGGACAACUAUACUCACAAGGAAAGAACACAGAAGUAGCAUACAUUCUCUACAAUGACCAGAGGCCUCCCCAGGACUUUGGUGACAGAUGGGUGGACAACAGUGGAAGCAGUGGGGGGCACACUAAAGGUGUUGUCCUGCUGGAUAAAAAUCAAGGCUUCUGGUUGGUCCACAGCACCCCUCACUUCCCGCCUGUACAACAGGAAGGACAGUUUUAUUAUCCCGACAGUGGUGUGAACAACGGACAAAACUUCAUCUGUGUUACCUACCCACUGGAGCGCUUCCAGACCAUCGGAGAGCAGCUUCAGAUCAAUCAGCCUAAUGUCUACGACUGUGACAUCCCCGAGUCCUUGGCGUCCCUGGUGCCCGUGCUGGCUGCCGUCUGUAAGAAAAAACCUCUGACUGGUCACAUCACUCCCCACAUCAGACCUGUGGCCAAUCGCAGCGUGACUCUGACCUCAAAGGACGGCACCGACUUCAUCAGCUUUGCCAAAGGGGCUUCUUUUGAUGACGACUUGUACCACUCGUGGGUGGCCCCAACCCUCCAGUCAGACCUCCUGGUCCAGUUCUGGGUUCGCUCCACCGGCGUCCUCCCCUCUGACUGCUCGCUUGGCUGGAAGGUCCUCGACAUCAAGCUCAUUAACCCGGGCCAGACUUUCACCUUCAAGGCCACACAGGAUCACUCCAAGUGGGCUGUCAGCCCCUCUGCAGGUUCAGGAGGAGGCUGGGUCUGUGUGGGAGAUAUUAACCGGAAUGAGGCAGAGGAGAAGCGAGGUGGAGGUACUGUGUGUCUGCGGGACCCCAUGGUGUGGAAGGCUUACCGAGCCGCAGCGCUGGAGUGUGAGGAUUGUAAAGGAGAAACGAUCCAGUGCUGAUGCACUGCUGGAGUAAGGCGGGUUAACUAGGCUUAAGAAAAGGGCAUCAUGGGUAAAAAGAGGGGGAUGAUGUAAUAGAUGAGUGGGCUUAUAUGAGAAAGUUUUGAAAGAAUUUAGUACAAUUCAAACAUGCCUUUUUUGUUCUAAUUCAAAUCACCGGCACAGUUUAGUCACUGUCUUGAGAGCAUAGAAAUACAGAAACGUCUUCAGUAAAAUAACUAGGGAUACACCUAUACUACUUUUUCAAAUCCAGUACCUGUAUUUGAGUACUCACCAGUGCUGAGUACUGACAUGAAUACUUCACAAUUCCAUUACAGUUUGUUAAAUUAUUUUGAAAGUUUGUUUAACUUUCACUCUGUGAUUGACUAGUGACGAGUCAAGGGUGUAUCUGCCCAGUGGGAGCUGGGAUAGACUCCAGCCCCUGCAGGCUCAAACUGGGUAAGCAGUAUCAGUGGAUAGAUGUUGAUAGAUGUAGAUUCAGUCAGCUCUACUUUUGUCACCCUCAUCUAUGUAAAAGUAUUGCUGGCUAUUUUCUCACCAUAUUGACAUAAAGAAACAUGACUGACGGAAUUAUUUGCAUUUAUUAUGCACCAUUAAGACCCUAUGUGGUGCUCUAUUGGUAAUAUUUUAGGAAGUAAAUUAGGUUUUUUACAUAAAGUUGGAUCACUGGGUUCCUGCAGAUCCUUGAAAAGUCAAAUAAAUAGUCUUGAAUUGGCCAUUUAAAAUGUAAGGCCAUAAAAAGUCUUAAAUAGUCUGCUUUUUACCAGUGAUAGGUGUCUUUAUCCAGUCUUUAUUUUCUAACCAACAUUAUGUAAUUUAAUUUAUCUUCCUCUACACAGUGUUGCAUAAUCGUCCAUAAUCCAGGGAAUUUAGUGUUAAAUGUUCUAAAUGUCCUUGGGGAGGACCCCAGACCCCUCUCUGAUUUUUUUCUGACUCACUGUGAUUUAAUAAAUUCUCCUGUUGUGAAACACUAGUCUAGCUCUCUGACACCUGGGCUACCAGGUUACCCACUUAAAAUUCAUGCAGCCCACCUUUAUUCUGACAAGUCUUCCCCAACAGAAAGCAUGAUUCUGUUUUUUCAUAAACUGUUUAGAAUCAUCUCAGCACAUCUGCAAAAAAGCAUCAUGAUGAAUAUCACCAUACAACAUAUUGAUAGAAUAAAGGCAUUAAAUGUGUCUGAAAUAAUCACAUUUGGGCAUUUAUGACAAAAAAUGUCAUUUGUCCUAUAUUAUUUGACAUUUCAUGAUAAAAAAAAACAGUCCUGGUACUGUGUACCAAGCAAUCUCAUGCCUUUCAUUUUUGACCAAUUACUGUGCAAGAUGUGGUGUUAAUUUUUCUCGAUGCAGGUCUAAAAAGUUCCUAAAAAGUCUUAAUUUUGAUUUUUAAAAGACUGUAGGAACCCUGGAUCAGUUGUUCCCAAUCCUUUUUCCUUUGUGUGCCUCCCUCACCUUCACCUAAGAGAAGCUGAGCCUCUCCAAAGACCCACAUGAAAAAGAUGUGACAUUGUUGUCAGAAUUAGCAUUGAUUUCAAUUGUUUGAUUGAUAAACCCUCACAAAAUGGGUACAAACAUGUUUCCUUACAAUAAGACCUUUGUGUAAAGUAUACUUUUUUAUCAUGGUCUUGGGUAAUAUGUGCAAAUCUAAUUUUGACAGCCUCUUGAUACCUUUGGCGCCCCCCAGAGGGAUCUUGGACCCCAGGAUCUGGGAACCAGUAUGUUAGAUAACGCUCUGUAUUCUCUUACUUAAGUGAUUUAAACCUGCUCAACUUGCUUCCCUUCAGUUCUCUUCACCACAUACAAACAAACAUGUGCAUGCUCUAAAAUAAAAAAGUCCAAAUAACCAUGAUAAAUAGUUGUGAUAUGGGUGCCAGUUUAGCUUAGUUAGUUGAGCAGGCACCUAGAAAAAGAGGCUGCAGUCCUCAUGCAGUGCUCAAGGAUCAAAUCCCAAACUGGGUGCUGUUUGGCGCAUGCCUUCCAUUACUCUCUGCUCAUAUUUACUGUCUCUCGUCAGCUGUCCCAUCAAAAUAAAGGCAAAAGCCCCCCAAAAAUCUUAAUAAAUAAUAAUACUUUUGAUCCUUAUAUUGUGAUUAUCAUUUUGGCCAAAAAUGUGCAGCCUUAGCUGUAACCUCACGUUCAUGCUCACAUAAAGAUAGGCUAACAUCAUGAGUCAGAAUACUUAGGCUUUGUAUCAGCAGUGUCAGUACCGGUGCAUCCCUAAAAAUAACUCCGCUUCAUGGCAUAAAACACGACAUUUAUGUGAGACCUCAAAUCACAAAUUCAAAAGCUGAUCUGAAAUGAGAAAAUAUGUUUGUCAGGGGCCUUUGAGGCACCAUUUUACUCAGUCAUUCACCAGUUUAAAACAGUUAAUAAGGGCUUCAACAUCCUCCUCUCCAAACUAAAUGUGUUCAGAAAAAAUGCUGAAGGAGUAUGAGUAGUCAAAUCUGGCAGGAAGUUCAGUGCUUUAUAGGAAAUAUUGGAUUCACUUUGAAAAAUACAAAAGCCUCACAGUGCCACUUUUAAUGAAAGCUUUUUUUCAAGUGUCUUUAUGACCACUGGAUACUAAUUUACCUGAUGAGACGAUACUACAGACUCCACAAGUGCUGCCUCAAACUGAAAGUAAUCCUGUCCAAAUCAACAUUAGUUCUCAGGGAGUGUGUUGAGUGUUGAUGUUUUACAGUGUGUGAAAAUUGAUGUAUAAAAUUGUUUUGCAUUAUAAAGAAAAUGAGCUGCCUUUACUGACAAUAAUCAACUAAGGAUAAAUUAAAACUUGUGUUUAAUGAUUGUUUUGCUAUUUAUCUCAUAACGAUGAUUCCCUGUGCAUUUAAAAUGUUCUUCAAGCACUCUUAUUUUGUUAUAUGCUAAUAUUUUACAUUCAUGUCUCAUAUCUGAACACGUCUUUAUUUGGACACUGUUUUUGCUUGUAAAUGAAGAUGCUGGCUAUAAAAUGUCUUA